AUGACAACUCUACCACCAAUUCAGCCACGUCCGAUUCUGUGUAAAAAUUCAACCACAAAUCAUACUCAAUCAUCGACAUCAUCAUCAUCAUCUGUUUUUCUUAUCCAUGCAUCUAAUCAACCUUCACAUGCAGUCAACACGAAUUUUUAUUCAACAAAUACUGAUUCAGCCAAUCUUCAUAAUAAUAAUAAUAAUUCACCUCAAACUCCCUUGUCUGUUUCUACUCCAUCAGCGCCGUUAUCCUCCUACGAAGAAUUUCUCAAACGUCUUAAAGAAUUUCAUCGAUGCCGGCAAACAACACUUCGUAGUUUACCGACAGUUGCUGGCCAAGUUGUUGAUUUGCAAGCAUUAUACAACACUGUUCUUGCGUAUGGUGGCUGGGAAAAAGUCAACGAUCGGCAACUAUGGUCAUCGGUUGCGAAUCAUUUUGGCAUCGAUUCCACGUGUCUGAAUGGAACGCAAGCUUUAAAGAAUAUUUACAUUCGAUAUUUAUACGCAUUCGAAAAAAUCAGUAAUGGUGAAAAUAUCGAUUCACGUGAUGAUGAUGAUGAAGAUUCCAAACGACGUAAUGUUUCUCAUAUGCAACGUGUGCCACAAUCAUACAAUCAUUCUCAACAUAAUGUUUCCGACUCUCUACGUGUUCAAUAUGGUCUUUUUCGUGAUUUUGUUCGUCGAAGUGAAUAUGAAAAACUAGAAUUAGCUUUACUCUGUGGUUUUCCAAAUGAACUCACAUUUUCCUUAAACACACUAUUGUUAUUAUCGUCAACGACGAAUAGUACGACAGCGUUUCAUCUCUGCAAAUGUCCACGUCUAUUAGAUAUUCUCUUUCGUCAUAUUGGUUUGUUCUCCUCGACUGACACAUCCGCCAGUGAUCAUUCAUUGCAACUUUUCUAUGAGAAUAUCUGGUCGAAGCACUUAGACUAUCGUAUGGAGCAAUUCUGGAUCGAUUACUGUCCAUCGAAUAUCGUGAAGCAAGUUUUAAAUAUCGAUACAAAUAAUUCUUCAAAGUAUUUAUACAAUAAUUUCAAUUCGAAUUCCAAUGAGUAUCAACAACAGCAAGAACUUCGUAUCGAACAAAUUCUCAUGAUUAUACGAAAUCUCUCUUUCGAUCAGGCCAACGCUCUUUACUUAGUGGAAACUUUACGCACCUCGCCAUCAAUAACUUACAUAUUUCUAUUGUUAAUUUCGUAUUGUGACACGAAACUUGAGUUACAGAAAUAUGCGUUCGAUAUCUGGACUAAUUUAGCGUUAUAUAUGCAUUUACGUUCGAUUAGUACUGACGAAGGACAUCUUAUUCGACAAUUACUUCACCUAAUGCUGAACGGCAAUGAAGAUAACGAACAAGAAGAUCGAUUGAAAAUCAUCAGAGGACUAGAAAUUAUCGCAAAUUUAGCGCAUGCAGGAAAUGAUAAUGGAAUUUAUCUGAUGGAUUAUAUCGAUAUCAUUAUACAACGACUUAUCCAUGUUUCGGACAUACUUGUACUAGUACAUGCUUUAGAAUGUUUAUAUCAACUAUCGGAAUUAGGAGAACAAUUGUGCAAUGCGAUACUUACAGUGCAAUCGUCGACACCGAUUAUAACGACACUGAUAGAUUUAUUGACCAUCGAAGCGCGAAGUUUUUCUUCUCAGACGAUCAAAACAAUAAAGAUUGUUGAAAUGUCGACAGGUCCUGUACUUCUUCCAUCUUAUCACCAACCACCUUCAAGUCAACAAACAUUGAAUGCUCAUCAAUCUGUCGUCGUGAUCUCAACUACGCAACCACAGCAGCAGCAGCAGCCACAACAACAGACCUAUGCUGUUGAAAACACAGAAAUGAACAAGAGUUAUUAUAGCACAAACAAUCGAUUGAUUCUACAACAACAACAUUCAAAACCAAUCUCAGUAGCAAAUGUGAUUACAUCAGGAAAUCUGUUAGCAGUGACCACGUCGCCAGCGCAGAAUGCAUCCUCAACAUCAAUCAUUGUUGCAAAUGCACAGUCGAACCAAACUAUUGAUCAAAAACGCAAAUAUGACUCCAUUUCGGAAACGAUCGCUGCUGUCGUUAACGGUACUUCGCCUUCUCCAUCUCCAUCGUCGACACCUCCACCACCAAAACGUUCACGUCCAUCUCGGCCACGGGUGACCCCGACAAAAAAUGCUAUAAUUAUAGCCCCCGCACCACCACCACCGCUGCCGCUACCCGCUCGACUUCUUCCAUCUUCGUCGGUUGAAGAAGAUACCAGCAGCAUGGAAAGUACUAGUACGAGUAACAGUAUUCAUUCUACUAUGGCUGAUCUUCUUGAUCGAUGUUCAUCGCCACCUUCAAUCGAACACGAUGUUCGUUCAUGUCUGAAUGAUCUAUGUCAUCGAGCGGUUGUGAGCAUCGAGGACCCAGUCUUAGCAACAUCUAUCGUCUAUAAUUCAAUUCCAUCGCCGGUAUUUAAACGUAAAGUAGAAGAACAAUCACCGUCUAUAAACAAACGCUCAGCUAAAUCCACCAAUCAAAAUGAUGAACAAACGCCAAAGAAAAAACGAAAUCGAUCUUCAGGAAAAAAAGCCGCGAUCGACGUCGCAACACCAGUAAUGAAAAAAGAAGAGCCUAUCGAACCAGAAAUACCAGAUAUUAAACCCACACUGAUCUCUUCAACUGUCAUGACAUCGGCUAAUCCUUCAGAUUAUAUUUGUGAAUGGGAGAAUUGUCGAAAAUCGUUUCCUACAGCUCGUUCUGUGUUUCAUCAUGCUUGUUCAGCUCAUAUCAAAUAUCUACCCGAAUAUGUUUGCUUGUGGAAUGGUUGUGAUCGAAUCAAACGACAAAAAUGGGCCUUAAUCAGCCACAUACAAGAACGUCAUUGUUCAGAAAUUGCCUUUCGACAAGCUAAACAGAAAUCGGCCAUUCCAGUUACGACUUCGUCUACGACAACAACAGCAUCAACAACAAAUGGACCAUCGACAUCAACAACUGUCGGAUAUGCACCAGACGCUGCUUGGCUCGCUGUUCGACGACACAUGCAAGUCACUUCGUUCGAUGAUCUACUAAACAAAGUCAAAGAAGGUCCACUGACGAAAAGUAUUCGGUUAACCGCUGCACUUAUCCUACGUAAUAUUGCUCGUCAUUCAUUGAUCGGAAAACAAAAUCUUCGCCAAUACGAACAACAUCUUGCCAAUUUAGCCUUAGAACCAUCCGAAGCAUCACAUACGAUCAGUUCAUGUUUAUUUGAGCUUUACAAUUGA
Adineta ricciae is the source of this 3210-nucleotide messenger RNA. Lineage: Eukaryota; Metazoa; Rotifera; Eurotatoria; Adinetida; Adinetidae. The record is from the annotation of a GenBank genome assembly.